Molecule: messenger RNA, 909 nt
Organism: Blepharisma stoltei
Lineage: Eukaryota; Ciliophora; Heterotrichea; Heterotrichida; Blepharismidae
Source: the annotation of a GenBank genome assembly
AUGGUAGGAAGUUCCCAAACAAGCUUGCCUUUUCAUUGGACAAUGAUUUCAGCAGGUAUUGGAGGCAGCAUUGCUGAGCUUUUUACUCUCCCCUUCGAUACCGUCAAAGUCCGCCUUAUGGUGCAGAAGCAGGCAGGUGGUCCUGCAAAAUACUCAGGCAUGCUCAAUUGCGCGACAGUAAUGGCAAAAGAAGAAGGAGUUUCCUCACUUUGGAAAGGACUAACUCCUGGUAUUCAGCGUCAGCUUGUUUAUUGCUCUCUCCGUCUCGCCAUGUAUACAAGUUGGAGUGACUGGGUCACUGGAUCAACUAAAGACAAUCAUAAAGAUCCUUCAUUACUUCAGAAAAUCUACUUAGGCUUAUUAUCAGGUGGUGUGGCUAUCUCUAUUGCAAGCCCAACUGAUUUAGUAAAAAUUAGACUCCAAGGCGACAGAAAAAGUGCCACCCCAAGAUAUAAUGGCUCAAUGGAUGCUUAUGGAAAAAUAUUAAGAGAAGAAGGACUUCCGGCCUUUUGGACUGGCUGGGGGCCAAAUGUCAUUAGAAACUCUGUCAUCAAUGCUGCUGAGCUAGCGAGUUAUUUCCAAAUAAAACAAUUUGCAUUGGGCGCUGGGCUUAAGGACAAUACGACAACUCAUUUUAUCUGUGGAUUUUCAGCUGGAGCUUGUGCAGUGCUUGUAGGAAACCCUGUAGAUGUGGUCAAAACGAGAGUCAUGAAUGCAAAACAAGGGCAAUAUAAUGGAGUUUUGGACUGCGUAUUUAAGACAUUGAAAAAUGAAGGGUUCUUAGCGUUUUAUAAUGGAUUCUGGCCAAAUAUUAUGAGAAUUGGAACAUGGAAUAUGGUUAUGUUUGUGGCUUUUGAAAGAGUCAAAAGGAUUGUCGCUGAGAAAUUUGUGAACCAAGGUAAUCAUUAA